GACUCAGUCGAGAGAGGGGCGCGGAACGGAGCGGGAGCAGCUGGGCUGAGCGGAGGGGCCCAGAGGGCGCGGCGGCUGGAAGAGAAGCGGGGGCCGGGCCGGGCUCGCUGGCGGGCGACGGGGGCCGAAGCCUGGCGUCAGCGGCAUCCGAGAGGCCCGGGGGCUGCCCCUGUGCUGGCCGCCUCGAGAAGGCCGCGGCGGCCGCGCUCCCCCUUGCCCGGGCCGGCCCCGUGUCCCGGGGCUAGGAUGCGCCCGCUCGUCCCCAGGCACCGGCAGGCAGCUCCCGGCCCGGCCCGUGGCUGAGACACCCCCAACGGCGGCGAGUAUGGCCUCACAGCUGCAGGUAUUCUCCCCCCCAUCAGUAUCUUCGAGUGCCUUCUGCAGUGCCAAGAAACUGAAAGUGGAGCCCUCUAGCUGGGAUGUUUCAGGACCGAGUAACGGUGGCGAGUAUUACAGUCACAGCAAAAACCUCCCAGGUGCUCAAGGGCCAGCCAGCUCCUCUCACCAGGUAGCAAACUUCAGCAUCCCUGCUUAUGACCAGAGCCUCCAUCUCCCUGCUCCUUCAGUUGAGCACAUUGUGGUCACAGCAGCCGACAGCACAGGCAGUGGUGGAACGUCGUUCCAAAGCAGCCAGGCCCUAACACACAGGGCUAACAUUGCUUUGCUGGAACCGUACCAAAAAUGUGGAUUAAAAAGGAAAAGUGAGGAAGUUGACAGCAACGGUAGCGUGCAAAUUAUUGAGGAACAUCCACCUCUCAUGCUGCAAAACAGACCUGCGGUGGGUGCUGCGGCCACUACCACCACUGUAACAACGAAAAGCAGUAGUUCCAGUGGCGAAGGGGAUUACCAGCUGGUCCAGCAUGAAAUCCUUUGUUCCAUGACAAACAGCUAUGAAGUCCUGGAGUUCUUGGGCCGAGGGACCUUUGGCCAGGUGGCAAAAUGCUGGAAGCGGAGCACCAAGGAGAUUGUAGCUAUCAAAAUCCUGAAAAACCACCCUUCCUAUGCCAGGCAGGGGCAGAUCGAAGUGAGCAUCCUGUCCCGGCUGAGUAGUGAGAAUGCUGAUGAAUACAACUUCGUCCGGUCUUAUGAGUGUUUUCAACAUAAAAACCACACAUGCCUGGUGUUUGAGAUGCUGGAACAAAACUUGUACGACUUCUUAAAACAAAAUAAGUUUAGCCCCCUGCCUCUGAAAUACAUUCGGCCAAUUUUGCAGCAGGUGGCCACUGCCUUGAUGAAACUGAAAAGCCUGGGUCUAAUACAUGCUGACCUGAAGCCUGAAAACAUCAUGCUGGUUGACCCUGUACGCCAGCCAUAUAGGGUGAAGGUCAUAGACUUUGGCUCUGCUAGUCAUGUGUCGAAAGCUGUGUGUUCCACUUACUUGCAAUCGCGCUAUUAUAGAGCUCCUGAAAUCAUCCUUGGUUUGCCAUUUUGUGAAGCCAUUGAUAUGUGGUCGCUGGGCUGUGUGAUAGCUGAGCUUUUUCUUGGUUGGCCACUGUAUCCUGGAGCUUCAGAAUAUGAUCAGAUUCGUUACAUUUCACAAACGCAAGGACUUCCAGCUGAGUACCUACUGAGUGCAGGAACGAAAACAAGCAGGUUUUUUAAUCGAGAUCCAAACUUGGGAUACCCAUUGUGGAGACUAAAGACUCCAGAGGAACAUGAAUUAGAGACAGGAAUAAAAUCAAAGGAAGCUCGGAAGUACAUUUUCAACUGUUUGGACGACAUGGCGCAGGUAAAUAUGUCUACAGAUUUGGAGGGAACAGACAUGUUGGCAGAGAAGGCGGAUCGAAGGGAGUACAUUGAUUUGUUGAAGAAAAUGUUGACAAUUGAUGCAGAUAAGAGAAUUACUCCGCUGAAGACUUUGAACCAUCAGUUUGUGACAAUGAACCAUCUACUGGAUUUCCCACAUAGCAACCAUGUGAAAUCCUGCUUUCAGAACAUGGAGAUAUGCAAGCGAAGAGUUAAUAUGUAUGACACAGUUAAUCAGAUAAAAAGCCCAUUCACAACACAUGUUGCACCGAACACAAGCACAAACCUCACCAUGAGUUUCAACAACCAGCUCAAUACUGUGCACCACCAGGCUAGUGUUUUGGCAUCUAAUUCUACAGCUGCUGCUACUCUGUCUCUGGCAAAUUCAGAUGUUUCACUGCUGAAUUAUCAGUCUGCUCUCUACCCAUCAUCUGCAGCACCAGUUACUGGUGUGGCACAGCAGAGUGUUUCCUUACAGCCUGGAACCACUCAGAUCUGCACCCAAACGGAUCCAUUUCAGCAAACUUUCAUUGUGUGUCCUCCUGCUUUUCAAACUGGUCUUCAGGCAACCACAAAGCAUUCUGGCUUCCCUGUUAGGAUGGACAACACUGUUCCAAUUGUGCCACAGGCACCAGCAGCUCAGCCAUUGCAGAUCCAGUCCGGAGUUCUCACACAGGGAAGCUGUACACCACUAAUGGUAGCAACUCUUCAUCCUCAAGUAGCCACCAUCACGCCGCAGUAUGCGGUGCCUUUUACUCUGAACUGCGCAGCCGGCCGGCCAGCGCUAGUAGAACAGACGGCUGCAGUACUGCAGGCUUGGCCUGGAGGCACCCAGCAGAUCUUGUUGCCUUCUACCUGGCAACAACUUCCAGGGGUUGCACUGCACAAUUCUGUUCAGCCUACAGCUGUGAUUCCAGAGACAAUUGGAAGCAACCAGCAGUUGGCCGACUGGAGAAACGCCCAUUCACAUGGAAAUCAAUACAGCACAAUCAUGCAGCAGCCAUCUUUGCUGACCAACCAUGUGACUCUGGCUACAACCCAGCCUUUGAAUGUUGGAGUGGCUCAUGUUGUGAGGCAGCAGCAAAAUAAUGCCGUGCCAGCAAAGAAGAACAAACGGCCAUCUCAUAGUGCCACAAAGCCUGCAUCUACACUAGAGGCGAUUCCAUCUCAAGUCUACUCUCUAAUUGGGAGCAGCCCUCUGCGUGCCACAUCUUCCUCCUCCAAUGCUUUCCUUCCGGGGCAGGAGCAGCACCAGCCCAUAGUCAUUCCAGACACUCCCAGCCCCCCAGUCAGCGUAAUCACCAUCCGCAGUGACACUGAUGAAGAGGAGGACAACAAAUACAAGCCUGCAAGCUUGGGCAUGAAGCAGAGAUCCAAUGUCAUCAGCUACGUUACCGUUAAUGACUCUCCUGAUUCAGACUCCUCGCUGAAUAGCCCCUAUGCAUCGAAUGCGCUUUCCACGCUCAGGAGCUCUGGGGGAACUCUAGAGCCAAGCCGAGGGGCAGCUGAAAGCUCCAACUCCCGCACCAUUAUUGUGCCUCUCAAAACGCAGCUCAGUGACUGUAUCGUAGCCACCCAGGCCUCAGGUGUCCUGAGUAGCCUGAGCAAGACCAAGCCAGUGGCAUCUGUAAGUGGACAAGCAUCAGGGUGCUGUAUCACGCCAACAGGAUACCGGCAACACCGGGUGGUGACAAAUGGUGUACAGCCGCUCAACCUUAGCCAGAACCAGCAAGGAACUGUACUGGCUUCACAAGAGAGAAGUGGAAACCCAGCUCCACGGAGACAACAGGCCUAUGUCGCUCCCCUGCCAACAACAAUUGCUCAGGCUCCCUACACGUUCCAGCAUAGUAGCCCAGUGCAUCCCCACUUGGCAGCAGCAACGGCGAGCCAGCCUCACAUGUACACCUACGCACCUACUACUGCUGCCACACUGGGCUCCACCAACUCCAUUGCGCAUCUCUUUUCCCCUCAGGGCUCUUCCCGGCACACCACAUACACAACCCACCCGAGCACUCUUGUGCACCAGGUCCCAGUCAGUGUGGGGCCCAGCUUGCUAACCUCUGCCAAUGUAGCACCUGCUCAGUAUCAGCAUCAGUUUGCCACCCAAUCCUAUAUUGGUGCUUCCAGAGGAUCUGCUAUUUACACUGGAUACCCACUGAGUCCUACCAAGAUUAAUCAGUACUCUUACUUGUAGCUCUUGGGCAGGGAUUAAUGGUAAUUGUUUUCAACUUGAUUGUAGAAGUGAUGAGAUCUGCAGUGGGUUUUGCAAUAUUCUAACAGCUCCACAACAACAGGAACUUCUGCAGAAUAAGAGGAGAGUAAUGGGACCACCUUCCUUCUCUGUAUGCUCUCUAGAGUCUGGUUGUCACUUGGUGGAGCCCCACUGUUUGGGGAAAGCUCAGGUAAUGACCGGGCAGAACCUUUUGAGUCACAUUCACAUUCAGAUUUUACAGUUACACUUUUAUGGAUGCUUUAAAAAAAAAAACGACAACAAAGGCCUGAACCCCCUGUUUAUUUAAAGCUAUUGUUAUGUUAAUCAAAUGGGGAAAGGAAACCAAGGACUUUGUGAAAAGGCUGGAUUUUUUUUAACUCUUAAACUUACCUUAGUACUUGUUUAAAUUAUUUUAGCAGCUUGCACAAAUCCAUAUUGCCACUAAAAAUGCACAUUUAACUCUAGGUUGCUAGGGCAGAUUUAUAAACUUUUGAGUUAGUAUUUUAAAGUUAAUUUUUUAAUUCACAUUCUUGAUAGGCAAUAGCUGAAUUCUGCAAAAGCAGUUACCUUCUCAUUUCUCUGUGUGUAUAUUUUAUAUAUGUAUAUAUAUAUAUAUCUAUAUAUUUCGCUCCCCAGUUUCUUGGUUUUAAUUGUCUUUUUUUUAAAGCUAGUGUAGCAAUUUUUAUUAUCAGUCUCCAUUUACACCAUAAGUUUUUCCCUCUCCUUUUAAAAAUUUAAUGUAUGACUCUUCAAAAUAAAGCUCAGUUUUUUUAAAAAAAUACAGAAAGUAUGAAUUUACUUUCUGUUGUAUGUGUGAUCACAGCCUAGUAUAUGGUUUUUGACUGUUUUCCCAGAAAGCUCUUGUUCUGCGCUGAAAAUGCAUAGGUUUGCAUUAUGACUUGAGGGCAGGAGCCACUGGGAACUUCUUCUGAUUGGGACUUGCUGAAUUGAAUAGGAGCUAACGCAUUACCUGUUCAUUUCCAUAGACUUCAUCAGGAGCUCAGACAAUUACACCCUUUCAGUUUGAUUUUUUAAAAUAACAUUUGGAGCUGGAUUCCUUUCCCAGAAAUGCAGGGGUCUCUUUCCCUUCAUAUCUUUCAUUUCCUGAUCAAUUUAGCUGAGGAAUCCGAAAUUCACCAAAACAUCAACCUACUGAUAUGUACAACUUUUUAUACUCCUGCAAGCAUAUCCCUCUGGGAUCUUCUUGGCAGAAAACUUUAAAGCGCUCUUAUUAAGACUUGUAUACAGUAAGUGCAUGUAGGAAUUGCAAAAACAUGACACAUAAAUUGCAGAUUUUAAAGGUUUAUUACUGAAUUUAAAACUAUUUUAGAAGUUUUGUAAUGGUGGUGUUUUAAUAUUUUACAGAAAAUGAAAUAUGUACAUAUUGAUUAGAACAAAAUAUAACAAGCAAAAUUUCCUGCUAAUCCCAAAUGUUCUGUCUUUGUAAUCAAAAUGUGUAGUGAUUAUACUUGAACUCUGUACUUAGUGUUUGUCUAACUCUUAAAUGUUUCUGGGGAUGAAAUUUAUCUAUUCCUUUGUAUUUAAACCAAAAUGAGUUGAUACAUGUUGGAAUGUAUGUGAAAUAAUGCAAUUGUCUAGAGCUCAUCACUGUAGCACUGAGAGAGAGAAAAAUGGAGCCGCAUGAGAGACAAGGAUACCUUCUGAUUUGUUUUGCACAGGUAUGUGUGACUGGUGUGUCCCCCCCACCCCCCAAUAUUGUAGUGCCUUAAAUGAUUAUGUAGUGUGACUAGAGUUUACAGUGAGCUUGCCUUAUGAUGGACCAGCAAGCCCCUCCGCUCUCCGUCAAACUGAAGCAAUUCAUUGAGCAUAUCCAACUGAGGAUACACAAGUGGUAAAAAUAGGUUGCUUUAAGUUUCAAUGCCAACAUAAAUGAAGCUGUUGGCAUAAUCCGACCAGAGCUAAGUAUUUAUGUGUCUUGAUUUCAGCUAGAAAUUUAAGGGUGUGCUAAACAAAUUCCCACUGAAAUUGAUAGCCUCAGUUCAGACAUCAAAGCCAAACAUGGUUUCUGCUAACCAUAGUUUAAAGCUUGAUGGUACAGAGCUGCUUGUCUGCUUUUAUUUUCUGUCCUCUGUCACUCAAAUUCAUGUUUACUUUACUCCAAAUAAAAUACCUAGGAGACAAUCCAGCUAAACUGAAGUAUGUUUAAGUCUCACUGGCUCAAUUCACUGGCUCAAUUCAAUUGGAGUAAAGUUUCCCCCACUCCACCCCCAAUGUUACCUAUACUGUUAGCUGUCGAUGCAUCUUUUAAUAGGGUAUUGUGCUGGGAAUGCAUUGGGAAAUUUAUCUGAUGUUGCAAAGGUAAUUAAGCAUGUGCAAUUACUUUUCCUUAAAUUAUAUUGUGAUAUUAUAUUUCCCCCCUUGUGUGUAGCAGAUUGUUUCUUGUAAAAUAUUACUAGUUUGGUGUUAAGAACUUUUAUACCAAAGAGAGCCUGCUGGAAAGCACAUAAUAUUCUGAAGUUUUAUUUAACACCACUAGUAAUGUGGCGCUUUGGGGAAGAUUUGAGAGCUGUAGCACUUGGUAUUGUAAGGAAAUGCACACUAAACUGGCCUGCUGAUGGUGUGCUUUUGUACUACACUUGAACAGUAGUUUGACAGAACCCAGAAAAUCAUUUCACCACUGCCGUUAUAUAGAGGAUGAUCUUGUCCAAAUGGAGAAUAAACUGGCUUGGAGAGUGGUAUUGCUACAGCAAUAAAAGGCCUUGACAGCCUUGAAAACCCAGUUUGUAUUCUGUCUAGUCUGGAUCAUAAGGUUAGUUAGUUUUUGGUACAUUACAAAGAAUUCAGAAAUGAAGAGCCCAUUUCUGAAACAUGCAUGAUAGCAUGCUAUAGCCUUGCCCAAAUGUGAACAGCUUGUAUGAGGAUACAGGGCAAUAACCCUGACCCUACUGAAGUCAGAAGAGGCUUUGCCAAUAAUUUCAGGGAGGCCAAGAUUUCAGUGAUCUUAAUGCCACUUUCCCCAAUAGGACUAAGUUUGUGGACCACAAGCCUUACAGUUUUCCUUUAUGAAGAGGAAUCUGUUGUUUUUGGCAAUAGGAGAGUGGUUGGUUAACACCGUAACUAGCUGUGAACCUUUUACUGUACUUUUGCUCUCAGUUCUUUUUAAUCUUUUCCUCUGUAUUGAUAUGAGGAUAACCAAGGCAUUUCAGGUUUUUUACAUCAUUGGUGUCAACACCACUUUCUGUUGCUGUAACAUUAUCAAAAUGGUUUCUUGCUUAGUGCCACACCCAUUUUUAAUUUUUCCUCCCCAAAUUCUAUGGCAAGACCUUUAAGGGCAGAGUUGUGCCUUUCCACCCAAAGAGAUAAAAUCAUAAUGCACCUUGCAGAAAUCCUGAAAAGAGUGUUUCUAAAACCCACUUUCAAAAACACUCUAUUCAGGAUUUCUGCGAGGUGCAUUAUGAUUUUGAUAUAUCAAAGUAGUGGAUUUCCAAUGUAAAGAAGGCUUUCAGUUAAAAUUUUAGGGAAAUAAAUUCAAAAUGUUGGUCCGAAAGUUUGGCCCUUCAGAGAGGUAUGACCCUCUUUGCAUUUUGCUCCUCAUAGCCAACUUACCCUUUCUGAGUCCCUUAAUAGUACCAGAAGUGGGUUUCUUGCAUGCAAAAUGUUUAAAGCAGGAAGGGGGGCUGUAGCCCUCCAGAUGUUGCUGGACUCCAACUCUCAUCAGCCCAGUCAGGGAUGAUGGGAGCUGUAGUUCAGCAACAUCUGGAGGGCUACAGGCCUCCCCCCCAUUCUACCUUUGCACAUUUUGCAUGUAAGAAACCCACUUCCGGUGCUAUUAAGGGACUCAGAAAGGGUAAGUUGGCUAUGAGGAGCAAAAUGCAAAGAGGGUCAUACCUCUCUGAAGGGCCAAACUUUCAGACCAGCAUUUUGAAUUUAUUUCCCUAAAAUUUUAACUGAAAGCCUCCUUUCUCUACCCCUGAUUUAAAAGGACAAUUAAAGCCCAUCAGAGUUAAGGGAUAAGAACCAUUCUAAAGAUUUUCUAGAGCAGGCAUAGGCAGACUCCAGCCCUCCAGAUGUUUGGAACUCCAACUCUCACCAUCCCUAGCUAACGGGACCAGUGGUCAGGGAUGAUGAGAGUUUGGGGUCCCAAACAUCAUAUAUAUAAACAUUUUGUUGCUCUGAAACUAGCCAGGCCUGUUUGAAUGGUUCUGCCCAACCAAGGCCUCAUUUUCACAAAGAGCAGAUGUGGUGGCAAACCCUGUGCCUGGACUCCUCCUAAUUCCCUGCACAUAAAAAGUGUCAAAGUAAUUAUAAUCUCCCCCCGCCCCCGCAUGCAGAAAAUGAUGUAUGACACAACACUGGCUUCGUGUUUGUCUCAAUUCACACACUGAACUGCAUCUGUUGUUUGUGAGAAUUAGGUUUUAGGCCCUAUCCUUUUCUCCCAUUGCAAUAUCCAGCUUGCCUCCCUGCGGAUGGAGUGAUGUAAGGCAAUAGGUAGCCUCACAGCUGUGCAGUCUAUAUGUAAACAUACUAUUUUAACAAAAGCAACGUUUUACGCAAAAUUUAACACUUCUGAAUCAGUUUGGAACCCCCAUGUCGUGCUGGGGCUGCAUUUUUGCACACAGCUGAAUGUGUGCAAGUCCCGUUGAAAUCUGUGGGACUUGCAUGUGUGCAACUGUUCAGUUCUGCAGCCGGGGGUGGGAGUUGCACAGUAAUUUGCCUUUUUUUGUAAUAAGAUGAAAUGUUUCACCUAAUCACUCUUGAGAUGAGUUAAAUCUAUUCCUUAGUGUUGUCCCUGACAGCUGAACUCUCAUCUCACAGCUAUUGAUACUCCACUGCAAAAGCAACUUCAGAGCUUUACUGCUUGCACAUAGUUGACCAGUGCAGCACUAUACCUCUGACCCAGUUUUUUUAUUUUAAAAAAUACAUAAUUAAAUUGCUUCUAGGUGAUUGGAUUGGCACAGCCCUGCUUUUUCAUUUUAAUUUGUAACUUAUGAAUGGUGCCGCAUGUUGACAUAGUUGUUUGUUGCUAAACUUUAUAUAAUGUGUGAUUUCAGAUUCAGCUUGAACUAUUAUCUAACUCACUACAUGUAGCAGUGCAUUAUAUGUAAUGUUAGUAUUUCUGCUUGAAUCCUUGGUAUUGCAAUGGAAUUCCUACUUUAUUAAAUGUAUUUGAUAUGCUAGUUUACUGUGUAGAAUUUAAAUUUUUUCUGGUUGUGCUCUUCCUUUUUACAAUCUGCUAGAUAAAGGUAGUUUCUGACAAUUACUGAUCUAUGUUUGUAUUGCCAAUGUACUUAGGGGGUAAUGUAAAAAUCAUUUUAACAAAAGGAAAUACAGAUAUUUAAAAAAAUUUAAUACUAACUAUAUGGGAAAAUGGUCCAUUGUGAAAACAUAGUUUAUCUUUGGAUUCAAUGUUUGUCUUUGGUUUUACAAAGUAGCUUGUAUUUUAAGUAUUUUCUACAUAAUAUGGUAAAAAUGUAGAACAAUUGCAAUGCAUCAAUAAAAAAGGGUUAAUUUUCUGUACUCUA
Zootoca vivipara (common lizard) is the source of this 9441-nucleotide messenger RNA. RefSeq names its product homeodomain interacting protein kinase 1 (gene HIPK1). The record is from RefSeq and is a predicted model, not a curated record. Gene Ontology annotation, biological process: intrinsic apoptotic signaling pathway in response to DNA damage by p53 class mediator; peptidyl-threonine phosphorylation; smoothened signaling pathway. NCBI's taxonomy places the organism in Eukaryota, Metazoa, Chordata, Lepidosauria, Squamata, Lacertidae. Gene Ontology annotation, cellular component: PML body; cytoplasm; nucleus. Gene Ontology annotation, molecular function: ATP binding; protein serine/threonine kinase activity; protein tyrosine kinase activity.